AUGGAGUCUAAUUAUGUAAGAGUCGGUGGCUGGUCAAGCACAACUGGGAUCCAGGGAGCCCCCACCCCCCACAUAGCAUGUAUAAUUAAGACUAUGAAUAUUUGCAUAGCAAGUAUACAAAUGCAAAUUCUAAGCCAAAUCUAUCAUUAAUUUUAAGAAUAGAACUGUUACAUAUAAAUAUAGUUAGGGUGUCUGAUAUCUUCAUCGUUUAAAAAAUAGUUGAUAGAUAUAAAUUUUCUUUAGUACCAAGCAGAAUGUGUAAAUAUUUAUUUAAGUAUAGCUUCUGAAUAAAUGCUUUGAAUUAGAUAAUUAUUGACAUUAGAUAAGGUAUUUAAUAUGAAUGAAAGUUUUUCUCUUAUUUUUUAUUACAAUUUUUUGCCUAAAAGUUAGAGAAAGAUGCAAAGAAAGAAGUAUAUUUUAUUUAAAUUGAAUAUUAAUCUUUAAAGAUUUCAUGCAAUUAAAGUUAAGGUGGAGAGAAAUUAUAUUAAACCGAAGUAAAUGAAUAUUAAUAAUAAUAAGGAUUUUGACUGAAUGGCAUAUAAAUGGUCAACACAAAACAGAAUAAGUAUGAAUCCCGGAAGUAGGGUACAAGAGAAUCCAUCCAGAAUCGCCAAAAAAAUUCAAAAAAGUAUAAAAGCAGUAGAAAAGCGCUUUCCAUAGAGUGCACUCCUUAUGAAGUGCAUGUGCAAAGCUAUAUAGCAUUAAAUUGAUUUUAUAAACAAAGGGUAGAAUGUGUAUCAUGAAUAAAUUAAAAAAGAGGUAAGCCUGCUCCACAUAAUAAUAUUUCAUCUAACGUAUUAAUUAAAGGAAUAUUAUAUGGAGACUAUAUGCGGAAUUCAUAAAUUAUUAUUAUAUUUUUUAUAAUUUAUUAAAUGCUUUAACUUUUUUUGAUGCAUAUAUUUUUUUAUAAUUAUCACAAUUCGCUAUCUUUUUACUAAUAUCCCAGUGACUGUGUGUGGGGGAGGUGGGGGAGGUGGGGGAGGUGGGGGAGGUGGGGGAGGUGGGGGAGGGUGGGGGAGGUGGGGGAGGUGGGGGAGGUGGGGAGGUGGGGGAGGUGGGGGAGGUGGGGGAGGUGGGGGAGGUGGGGGAGGUGGGGGAGGUGGGGGAGGUGGGGGGAGGUGGGGGGUCCCGGGGUCCCAGUUGUGUCGGACCAGGUGGCAAAUACGUUUUGAGAAAAAGAAUAGGCGGAGGAUCAUUUGGAGACAUUUUCUUUGGGUCGAAUUUAGAAACCCAAGGAGAUGUGGCCAUUAAGCUAGAAAAUUUGAACUCAACCUUUCCUCAGCUUGUAAAUGAAGCCAAAAUUAUUAGAAGUCUUAGAGGAGAAGGAGUCCCAAAGGUGUUCUGAUCUGGAACUGAAGGAAAUUAUAACAUUAUGGUUAUGGAGCUGCUAGGGCCAUCAUUAGAAGAUAUUUUUAAGACGCAAGAUAGAAGAAUGUCAACAAAAUCAGCAUGUAUGAUUUGUGAUCAGAUGAUACAAAGAAUAGAAACUAUCCAUAAUCAAGACUAUAUACAUAGAGACAUAAAACCUGAAAAUUUUUUAUUUGGGCUGAACGACAAAGAAAGCACUGUUUAUAUUAUCGAUUUCGGACUAUCAAAAAAAUAUAGAGAAAGUAAAACAAAGCAGCACAUUCAAUACAAAGAUAAAAAGAGUUUAACUGGCACUGCGAGAUAUGCGUCAGUAUAUGCCCAUCAAGGCAUAGACCAAACCCGUAGAGACGAUUUAGAAGGAAUAAUAUACGUUUUCAUAUACUUUUUAAAAGGCGAAUUACCUUGGCAAGGCUUGCAUUUAAAAAACAAACAAGAAAAAUACAACAAAAUUAUGAGUGUAAAAAUGAGCACCACUGUAGAAAAUUUAUGCAAAGGCUGCCCUUCUGAAGUAGCACAUUUACUUAAUUACUGUAAAGGACUGAGAUUUGAAGAGAAUCCAAAUUAUAAUUAUAUGAGAGAGCAGCUUGCUUCUGUUGGACGAAAAGAAAAUUUUAAUUUUGAUUUGAUUUUUGAGUGAAAUAAAUUCAAUCAUGCCCGUGCUCCAGAAAAAAAACAAGCGGGCCAGCCAGCUUUGAAAGAAGCAGAACCUCAAUCACAACAAAAACACAAAAAACAAUUAAAAAAACCAAGAAAAAAACAGGGAAAUGCACAGCAAGAAAUAGAAGGCGAAAAAAAUCCAGAAAACCAAGGAGAAAUUAGAGAAGAUGACUGCGAAACUGUAGCAGGCCAUAGAUGACCAGAAUUCUGUGACCGGCAAAAAAUUUUCAGUUUUAGGCUAAAAAGUGGAGAAAAUUCUCCUAUGAAAGUGGAAACUGAAGAAAAUACAGUAGGAAAAAGAAGAGAUAGUGGCUGUAUAUUGUUUUAA
Messenger RNA from Blepharisma stoltei, 2353 nucleotides. Lineage: Eukaryota; Ciliophora; Heterotrichea; Heterotrichida; Blepharismidae. The record is from the annotation of a GenBank genome assembly.